GAAAUUUUAUGAAUAAACAAAAUGUUAAAAAAAAAAGUUUUUUAAUAAAUUAUGUCUACCAGCUCCCUUGUUCCAGAGCGUCAUGUUGCUGUAGUUGGUGGUGGACUUGUCGGUAUACUCUCUGUAUUAUAUUUUGCCAAACGUGGCUGGAGAGUGAGUCUUUUUGAACUUCGAGAAGACCUACGUAUACAAGAAAAUAAAAGAAAUAUUUCACAUAAGUCCAUUAACCUAGCAUUGUCCGUUCGAGGUUUAAGUGCCUUAAAAAAUACUACUCUUGGUCUCGAUGAAAAAGUAUUAGAAUCUGUAAUUCCUAUGAAGGGUAGAAUGAUUCAUGCUGGUGAAGGUAAGCUCAAAAGCCAACCAUAUGGUGUUUUUGGAGAGUGUAUUUACUCGGUGGAAAGGGAAAUGCUUCUCGAAUUGCUUUUAAAUACGGCUGCUACGUUUACGAAUGUUAAAAUGCAUUUCCGGCAUCAAUUGAAACGGUGCAAUUUUGAUAUCGGAAAAUUAGAGUUUGAAAAUAAGGAAACUGGAAAACAAGUCGAAUAUUUAGCAGAUUUGAUUAUAGGCGCAGAUGGUGCAUUCUCUACUGUUCGAACCCAACUAAUGCGUGCUGUAAGAAUGGAUUAUUCACAAGAAUAUAUCUCGCAUGCUUAUUGUGAAUUAACGAUUCCGCCAAAAAUUAAUGACAAAGGAGAUGAUGAUUUUGCAAUGGAUCCUAAUCAUUUGCACAUCUGGCCAAUGCGUUCUUUCAUGAUGAUUGCUUUGCCUAAUCGAAAUAAGUCGUUUACGUGUACGCUCUUUAUGCCAUUUGAAAAUUUUAAUGCUAUUAAGACAGAAGAUGAUUUGAUGGAAUUUUUUAAAAAGUAUUUUCCGGAUUCUAUUCCAUUAAUAGGAGAAGAACGCCUCAAGGAAGAAUAUUUUAGAAACCCAAAGGGAUCGCUUGUAUCUAUUAAGUGCAAACCUUAUCACUAUAGAGAUCGGGUAAUUAUCAUAGGAGAUGCAGCUCACAGUAUGGUUCCUUUUUAUGGGCAAGGUAUGAAUUGUGGAUUUCAAGACGUUGAGGUAUUAAAUGGUAUUUUUGAAGAAUACAAUAUAUCAGCUGUGCGAAGCGAUGAUAAGUUGACUUUUGCGUUGGAAGAAUACACAAGACGACGACAUCCAGAUGUGACAUCAAUCUGUGAUUUGGCGAUGUAUAAUUAUAUCGAAAUGCGAUCUAGUGUAGUGGACCCUUGGUAUUUAUUAAGAAGAAGAGUGGAAGGAACUUUAUACAGGCUAUUCCCUAGAUAUGUUAUUCCAUUAUAUACAAUGGUUAGUUUUUCAACUAUGAGAUAUUCAGAAGCGAUGCAAAGAUGGAAACGUCAAGGAUUUUGGUUGACCAUGAUGGGCAUGUCAUUAUUGCCAAUAGGAACUGUAGCAUUUAUCUGGAUUGGAUAUCAUCAGUUUAAAAGAGUAUAUCCGCAUUACAUUAAUUUCAAUUUGUAUUACAAUAGAAUUAUGUAAUCAGAUAGUUUAUGAAAUAUAAUGCAUUAUGAGUUUAAGUUCUAUUUUUUUUAUUAAAUUUCAAAAUUUCAAAUUUAUU
Rhizophagus irregularis DAOM 181602=DAOM 197198 is the source of this 1579-nucleotide messenger RNA. RefSeq lists its product as uncharacterized. Gene Ontology annotation, biological process: L-tryptophan catabolic process; quinolinate biosynthetic process. NCBI's taxonomy places the organism in Eukaryota, Fungi, Glomeromycota, Glomeromycetes, Glomerales, Glomeraceae. The record is from RefSeq and is a predicted model, not a curated record. Gene Ontology annotation, cellular component: mitochondrial outer membrane. Gene Ontology annotation, molecular function: FAD binding; kynurenine 3-monooxygenase activity.